AUGACGGAAUCUUUCCCAGCGGCAGUGGCGGGACCAACCUCUAAAGAACGCAAGUAUGAUCGUCAGUUGCGAUUAUGGGCAGCCACAGGCCAGCAAGCACUGGAAGACUCUCGAGUCCUGUUGGUGAACUCGGAUGGCCCACUCGGCGGUGACAAUACCGGGGUGUCGGGCGUAGUGGGCGUCGAAGCUCUGAAGAACCUCGUCCUACCAGGAAUUGGUGGUUUCACCAUUGUAGAUCCGGCAACGGUCACAGAAGCAGAUCUCGGAGUGAACUUUUUCCUCCAAGAAGAGUCCCUGGGCAAGUCACGAGCCGAUGAGACUUGUCGUUUACUGCGAGAGUUGAACCCCGAUGUUCAGGGUUACUCGUAUUCCAAGCCUGUCACGGACCUGCUCAAUGAUCCGUUCUUUCUACCUCGACACAAGUUGGUCAUCAUCACCGGACCGACUCGGCAAUCAACCCUCACCUCUUUGACACAGGCAGCUCAGCGGCUGGGUAUUCCUGUGCUCUAUGUCCACUCAGUCGGGUUUUACUCAACAUUCAGCUUGCAAUUGGAUGCAGACUUUCCUAUUGUGGAAACACAUCCUGACCCCGAAAGCUCCCAGGAUCUCCGCCUUCUCACCCCAUGGCCUGAGCUGUCUGCAGCGGCGGCCAGCCUGGGAGACCUGAAUGCCUUAGAUGACCACCGCCAUGGCCAUAUCCCGUAUAUCAUGAUCCUGCUCCAUCUAGUCGAGCAGUGGAAGCAAGGUCAUGGCGGUAAUCCUCCCGGCAACUACAGGGAGAAGACCGAAUUCCGCGAAUUCGUACGCUCCCAUGCACGCACGAGCAAUGCCGAAGGAGGCGAAGAGAACUUUGACGAGGCCGUGGCCGCCGUCCUCAAGACCGUCACCCCGUUCAGCCUUCGCAGCUCCACCCGCGAGAUUUUCGAAAUGGACGAGUGUCAGAAUUUGACCCGUCAAUCUUCAGACUUUUGGGUCAUUGCCUCGGCCAUUCGUGGUUUCUACCAGGAACACCAUGUCCUGCCUCUGCCUGGCUCUCUGCCGGAUAUGAAAGCCCAAUCAGCCGACUACGUCGCUCUGCAGAAUAUCUACAAGGCCAAAGCCCGAUGCGACAUUGACGAUGUCACCGCCAGAGUUCGUCAGCUGGAAUCUCGUCUCGGCCGGUCAAAGUCACCCAUUCUCGACCGCGAGAUUGAAGUCUUUUGCAAGAACGCCGCGCACAUCAAAGUCGUUCACGGACGCCCAGUGGCCCGGUUAACUCAUGCCACCGACCCCGUCACCCUCAAAGCCAUUCGCAACCAGCUCAACACUCCGGACUCUCUCAUCCCCAUCUUCCUCGCCGCUCAGAUUCUCGAUGCGGUCGUGGAUGAAAUCAAGGUGGGGAUCCGCAAAAGGCCCAACUUUCAAUCGACGACGACGGUCUUUGGGCUCAUCAUACAGAGCGUAUCAUGGCACUUGUAA
Molecule: messenger RNA, 1458 nt
Organism: Penicillium diatomitis
Lineage: Eukaryota; Fungi; Ascomycota; Eurotiomycetes; Eurotiales; Aspergillaceae
Exons: 2
Coding region: 1-1458 (485 amino acids)
Biological process (GO): protein neddylation
Cellular component (GO): cytoplasm
Molecular function (GO): NEDD8 activating enzyme activity
Source: RefSeq, a predicted model, not a curated record